Lymnaea stagnalis (great pond snail) is the source of this 345-nucleotide messenger RNA. The record is from the annotation of a GenBank genome assembly. Lineage: Eukaryota; Metazoa; Mollusca; Gastropoda; Lymnaeidae.
UACAACAAAAACAAACUCAACUACACGGACGCUACAUCUGCCUGCGGGUGUCUCGACACACAUCUCUACAUGGCGGACAGCAUCGACAAAUAUAACCUGAUCUCUUACAUUGUGGACUUUUCUGAUAACGUCUGGAUUGGUCUAGAUGACAUGGCUACAGAGGGGAAAUACGUGUGGUCAGGCAGUGGUCAAUCUCUUGAUGCGUUGUUAAAACCCCUCAUCUUUGAUCUCUUCCAGCCAGACAACCGGAACAAUGAAGAUUGUGUUUUUAAACAAGAAUAUUUGGGUCGUCUCAAUGACGCGUGGUGUUCGUUAACCAUGUCCUACCUCUGCGAGAAGACGUAG